GGGAUGUAAACAAACGCCGCGAGCCGUUGCUAUUUUGAAUCGCGCCGAGCGCGCAGUGCGUGUCGUGCGUGUUGUGCAUUAAAAUUCCACUCUUUCUCCGUCCCAUAAUGUGUUCAUUGUAGUUACGCUGUGUGUUCAAGUAGAAAAAUAAGUGUGCUAGUAGCGAAACAAGCCAAAACACGAUGGAUAUCGAAGCCCGGCACAGUGAGCUGCGGACGCGGCUAGAUGUGCUUGGGUUUGGGCAUCCGCUGCCGCUCAGUGCGAUCGGGAUCGUUUCCGCAAUACUGGACGAUCUGAUCCAAACGUCGGAAAAGCUGAAAUGUGCCAACCAAAGGAUAGAACAGCUGCACCAGGAAAAGUCCGCCUGGGAGCUGGGCGUGGAGCCGUACAAGUGUGACAACUCGCGGCUGCUGGCCGAAUGUAACGCGCUGCACCUGGAGCUGAUCAAGCAGCAGGAUAAACACAUCCUGGCGAACACGGAGCUGCGAUCGCGCGUACGAUCGCUGCAGGCGGACAAGAAGCAGCUCGAGGAGAAAUGUCUCGCGGCCGAGUGUAAGAUCCGGGAGCUGCAAACGGGCUCGAGCGAAAGUGUGAAAUCGCGCAAGGACACUGCCAACAAGCAGCGCAAACCCUUCAUUUCGACUGUUCGGGCGGGCACGUUUUACCAGCCGCCAAAGUGCUGCGAACAGGGCGGUAUGCAGCAGCCGGGAGGUAUGCCACCGACCUGCCGCUGUCCGUGCAAUCAGAUGAAGCAGGUCGACGUGCUGCACGAGGUGGAACGGUUGCGUGUCGAAACGCAAAACCAGCAGGGAGUCAUCGAUGCGCUCAAGAAUCAGGUAAAUUCCCGCGACAGGGAAAUUCAACGUCUCGGUGCACUGUUUGCCGGAGGGCGGCCGGCAGCAGCGCUUGCGAAAGAUUGUUGCUACCGCGAUGUGAACGAGCUCGGCCAUGACGUUGCCACGCUGCAGCAGGAGAAGCUGUCCCUGCAGCAGACGCUUACCGAGGCGCAGCAAACGCAGGAACGCACCGCCCGCAAGCUGAGCCGGCUGUCCGAGAAGAACCAGCAGCUGGAGAAGGAGCUGCGCGAGUUCGAAAGCGCCGCCAUAAAGCUAGAGUCGGAGGCGAAUCGGAAAAUGCUCGAGCAUGAUCGCAAAAACUCGGACCUGCAGGUAAAGCUGCAGCAGUCGCAGGUUCGCGUGCGGGAGCUCGAAUCGCUCCUGGAGCUGUGCGGUCCCGGUGCGGGCAAGGUACGGCCGCCCUCCGAUAGCUCCAUAUCCUCCUCCCCCUGUCCGUCGGAUGCAAUGCUACAAACGGCACUGCAGCAAGCGACGGACGAAAAACGUCUGCUGUACAAACAGCUGAACGAACUGAAGGAUCGCGAACAGUCGCUGCUGGCGGACUUUGAAAAGGUGAAAACGAAGUACACGCGGUUGAAGCAAAAACACGCCGCCCUGGAACAAACACAGCAUCACCAGCCCGUUAGCAGCAGUGCCGAAGGUCAGGUGGAGCUACAAUCCUUACAGUAUCGCUGUAGCGAGCUGGAGGAGAAGCUGCGCCACACCAAGCAAGAGCGCGAUCGGUACAGCUCGGACGCAGAGCGGCAGCGCACGGUCGUUAGUCAGCUGAAGCGGGAAAGCGUCGAAAAGGAUCACGAGCUAGCGGAGCUUAAGAAUGAGCUACACGCGCUGCGCAAGUCAAACCGGCCAUCGACGGCCAGCCAGGGUGGCGGGGGGCGAUUGCGAACGGCCGAUUCGCACGGUUCGGGCCAGUCGUCACUUUCCGUGCAGGCGGCUAUACACCGUAUCGAGCGGGAGCGGGACGCGGCCAAGAGUGAGGUCCGCCAGCUCGAGCAGGAGCGGGAUGCACUGCGGGAAAAGCUAAAGCUGUCCACCCGCAGCCAGCAGGAUGCGGUGGCCAAACACGAGAAUGCCAUCGCCGAGUACAGUGGCAGGGUAGUGACGCUGGAGGCGGAAAAGCGUGACCUCCAGGGGGGACAGGCUGCCGCCCAGAUGAAGGUGAAGCUGCUGAAGGAGGAGUCUCGCGAGCUGCAGGCCCGGGUGAAGGAGCUGGAGGAGAGUUACAGCAAGCUGAAGCUGUCCUACUCACAGAUGAAGAUUCUUCAUGAGCAAACCGAGCGUGCCCUUGCGCAGCAUCAACAUCGUCUGCUAAGCACCGAAACGCAGCUUGGAACGGCAGAGAGCAAGCUACAGCGGGUGGACAGUACCGUAGAGGAUGCGCAGAACGAAGUUGGUCGGCUAAAGGGCGAGAUCAGCUUGUUGCGAGCAUCGAAUGCAUCUCUUGUGCGGGAAAAGGAUAAGCUUUUAAUGGAUUUGGACAAGAAGACCGAAAACUUGUACGCCGCCGAAGCGGAAAUUGCUGAGCUGAAGGCGAAACGGAAAGAGCUGAAAUCCACGAUCGAUCGGAUGCAGCAAAAGCUUGACAACGUUAGCACGGACAACAUCCACAAAGAGAGCACGCUGCGAAGCGUUUCGACCGAGACAGACACGCUUAAGCAACAGAUGGCGACACUGAAGCGCAAAAACGACAACGCUUCGACAGAGAAUGGACGCCUGUCGAACGAGUUAACUGACGCCCUGGCCGAACUGACGCUAACGAAGCGGCAACUUAAGGAUUCCCAGCAGGAAGUCGAACGGAUGAAAACGCAAUUACGCGAAUAUGUGCAGGAGAUGCAGCGGGCCGAGGAGCUCCUGCUCGAGAAGGAACGUGAACGAGAAAGUAUGCUUGAGCGGUUCAAAUCACUUUCCGAAGGCGUCAAUGUGCUUGAGACGAGUAAUCACACACUGGAAGCAGAAACGAGUGAAGCGAGGAAACUGCUGCAGGAAGCGGAAGAGCGCAUUGCCACGCUGGAGGAGCUGACGAACGAGCGGGAGCAAAACAUACGCGAGUGCGAGCAUCAGAUAAACGAGCUGUCCGCCAGCCUGGCGGCGGCCGAGUCGGAGCUGGAAGCACUGCGAGAGGAGAACAAAGCGCUCGCCCUCGAUCUGGAAGCUACCAAGGAGCUGUGCGGCAAGCUCGAUCUGCAGAAGGACAAGCUGCAGGCCGAGCUGGAGGAGCACUCCAACAUACGCGAACAGUUGGCGCGCGAAAAGGGUACGCUGCAGCGGGAACUAACGCUAACGCGCACCGGCGACCGGGCCGCCGUGGACGGGCUGCAGGAGCUGCUGACCGCCAGCAGGGCCGACCUGGAGCAGCACCGACUGGCACUGGCCCAGCAGCAGCAGGAGACGGAAAAGCUGCGGACGGAGGUGGACGCGCUGCGCAGCAGGAUGGCCGACGAGCAGGACAAGGCACGGCGCAGUGAAGCGUUGGCCAGCGAGUACGGUGUGCAGCUGCAGGAGCUGAGGCGGCAGCUAACGGACGAACGGUUUGCGCUGAUGCGAUCGCGUGCGGGUGAGUCGCGAACGGAGCGCGAAGAUAUCCACCACGAGGAUGAAGGCGACGAUGGGGACGAUGACGACUGCAACAGAAUUAGACGAUACCUAGACGUGGCGAAUAAAGCUAGAGCGAAGCGUUCGAAAGAGGCGUUGGUUGGUGUGGAAAUUGGGAAAGAAAAACAGAACGUGCAAACGAUGGCAACCCAAACGCUGCCGGCAGGAAGGAAACAGAAACGUGAUUCGAGUGUUCGCACUAGAGCCACCCAGAAGUCUGAGCCGAAAAUGGUUGCACCUAGCGGGUGGAAAAUAACGAAUUACGAACGUUCCGCAUCUAAAGCACGGGCUAAACCCGGUGGCCCUAAGCCGACCGACACUGACCAAAGUCAAGGUUACAGUGACGAUGGUUGCUCAAACACGUCCAUCUCACUAGAUGGAUUUUCUGCUGCAUCCGAUGCCUUUACCUCGUUGUCGUACGACAUAAUCGAUCAGCCGAACGCGCAGGACACGGGUGCGGUGGCCGGUGUGGCAGGUGCAUCCGGCAUCGUUAAGAGCCAAAUGGAUGGGACAGGGUCAACGGUAGUCAUCUAUAAAACGGAUGCCGGUGAACGGUUGGUGCUAAAGCACUCCCCCCGACCGGCCGUCCAGCAGCCCGAACAACGGAGCAGUGAAACGAACCCACCCCAAAGCCCAUUCGUUCGUCUUCCCGGGACGGCCUGCGAUGAAGCGGUGCAGUCGCAGCAACACAGUAGCGUGCUGGCGGCUGGCAGGGUAAUGAUUAUUGAUGAACCUUCCGCUGGUGCAGUUGCUGCAACCGGGCAGCAGCAGCAGCAGCAGCCCGUUACCAUCGAUUGUAACACGACCGUAACCGCAACGGCGUCGCCGGGUGCAGAAACGACGCGGGUGGUGGACACGUGGGCGAAAAUAUUGCUCCAACAGUCGGCAGGCGAAGGAUCUUCGACCGGGGGUAAGUCCGUUGCUGGCGAUGGUGUGCUUGUACCGGUGAUGCCGUCUACAAACGACGUUAGUGUGGAACGGUCGGAACGAACCACUACGCACAACUAUCAUCUGCGGUUUCAUGUGAAGAUGCCAGUGCCGAGCAGCAAACCGCCAUAAAGGGUGGGCGAUCAU
Messenger RNA from Anopheles coluzzii, 4523 nucleotides. It is a transcript of the gene Cep135, whose product is annotated as centrosomal protein of 135 kDa. Bases 183 to 4508 code for a protein of 1441 amino acids. Lineage: Eukaryota; Metazoa; Arthropoda; Insecta; Diptera; Culicidae. The record is from RefSeq and is a predicted model, not a curated record. The transcript has 14 exons.